Molecule: messenger RNA, 1164 nt
Organism: Panicum virgatum (switchgrass)
Lineage: Eukaryota; Viridiplantae; Streptophyta; Magnoliopsida; Poales; Poaceae
Exons: 2
Coding region: 1-1164 (387 amino acids)
Source: RefSeq, a predicted model, not a curated record
AUGGCUGGCCCUUCUUCCCUCACCUCCGAGGCCCGCAGGAAGGCCGACACCGACGCCCAGGCGGCGCGUGACGCUGAGGCGCAGAAACAGGCGGACGCCCGCGCCGCCCGUCAGGCCGCGCACGACGCCGCCCUCGAGCGCGCCCGUCUGGCCGAAGAGGAGGCCGCCGCCGCGUCCGAGGAGCGCGACGACGCCGACGCCCGCGUGCGCGCGGCCCUGGACCACGCCGCUCUCGAGCGCAAGGCGGCCGCCGACCCUGACGACGACGACAUCGACUCUGCCUCCGAGGUCUCUGUUCCUGGCGACGCCGGCGGAGACCUGCACGACGCCCUCCUCAUCCACGAGGUCGCCGCCUUGCUGAAUCUGCACACCCAGGCGGUGGCAGUGCAGAACAUCAAGAGUCUUGUCCCCGUCGUCCUCGACAUCAACUCCUCCAGCUACUCCAGAUGGCGCGAACAAUUCCUCCUUACUCUCGGGAGGUACCAACUACAGGACCACGUCCUGCAGGACAGACUUGCGCGCCUCUCCCCUGACUGGACCCUGAUGGACUGCGUCGUUCGGUCGUGGCUCUACGGCACCCUCUCCAACGACCUCGUCCUCAGCAAGAGCGCGCACGGCUCCACCGCCCGCACCACCUGGCUCGCCAUCGAGGCCCAGUUCCUUGGUAACAAGGAAGUGCGCGCUCUUCAUCUUGAUGCCCGGUUUCGGACGUUUGUGCAAGGUGAUCUCUCCAUCACCGACUACUGCAAGGUGUUCAAGCGUAUGGCUGACGACCUCGCCGAUCUUGGCGAGCCUGUCACUGACCGUACGCUCGUCCUCAACGUCCUUCGCGGCCUCAAUGAGAAGUUCGCCUCCAUCGGCCGCCACCUACGCCGGGGUCGUCCCUUCCCCUCCUUCCUGGAGGUGUGCGACGACCUCAUUCUGGAAGAGAUCACUUUGGCGGAGAAGGCGUCUACUCCAUCCUCCGCCCUCCUCGCCGGCACUUCCUCCACCCCCUCAGCGUCACCCCCUCAGCGUAAAGGUGGCCGCGGCAAGCACGGCAAAGCGACCAAGGGCGGCGGCCCUCCUCAGCCUGCCACAGGCGGUGGUGGCUCCAGCAGCCACAACUCCACCGCGCCCACCCAGGCGGCCAACGCGCAGUGGCCAUCAUUCUACAACCCCUAG